Molecule: messenger RNA, 606 nt
Organism: Ogataea angusta
Lineage: Eukaryota; Fungi; Ascomycota; Pichiomycetes; Pichiales; Pichiaceae
Exons: 2
Coding region: 1-606 (201 amino acids)
Source: RefSeq, a predicted model, not a curated record
AUGGCAAAGGGAAUCGUCAGCGACAGUCCUAGCGUGACUGUCAACGGCGACGUGAGAAGCAUGGCACGGGCCCAGAGGAAAUCCGCGAGGAACGAGAUGGCACAAUUGAAUAUGACCACGAAAUAUACGUACGAGGUUGGCGGGAGCUCGAACUUCUCGUACCCGAUUUUGUCCAGCAAAACUAACGGUGGCCAUAGAAACAGCAGGUUGAAGAUUCCAACGAAACCAAAGAAAAGUCUCAUGAACGCACCAGACAAGGCAAGAAUAUUGCCCAAAACGACGUACUGUUUGGUUUCCGCUGGCGAUGGGUCAUCGUUGCGGGUGACAAGAACAACGCCGACAAACGACAUCAAGAUAGAGGCCAGCUUCGUUUUAUUGAUGCGCUCAAUCAGGAACAGCGCACCAACUAUCAUGGUGAAGAACGACGACGUUGACGACAAGAUGGUCUGCGAGGACACAGAGGUGUAUAGUAGCGAUGCGUUUGUGACCAAAUUGGACAGAAACCACAGGGUGCAGAACCAGAAUGCCAAUUGGAUCGUCUCUUUGACGGUGAGCGGUAGAUACUCUGCGUCGAGGUCGUAUUCCGUAUGGUUUGACAAGUGGUAG